Symbiodinium sp. CCMP2592 is the source of this 1734-nucleotide messenger RNA. Lineage: Eukaryota; Dinophyceae; Suessiales; Symbiodiniaceae. The record is from the annotation of a GenBank genome assembly.
AUGGUGGACAACAGACCUGCCUCUUUGCAUCAGGAUACGGCCGACUACAUCGACACGUACCACAACCGCAGUCAACCGACAAACUCGCAGACCCAGGGAGCACAGCUCUACUACCAGCCACCACCACUUCGAAGUGAUGAUGGAGCAUCGGCCAGCUCUAGCUCGGAACCACCUGGCCAGUCUGUCGCGGCCGGCACGGCAAUACCGGCCAAUAUUUCCGACCUGGAAGCCAAAGCUGCGGCCGCAACAAUGGCGGGGAAUGCCCCGAGAUGGUCGGUGACAGAAGCAGCCAGGGGGGGGGACUCCCUACAGAGCGCCAUGCGUGUCGGCGCAAACACCAGGACAUUUCAUGGCUACUCGGAGUCGUGUGGACCCCUCAAGACCGACAAGCAGUUCGUCACCCGGAUCGACUUCGGCUACUUGGUGGGCCCUCGCGUGUACCUCCACAAGAACCUUCUCGACCUCCGCCAGAACGACGUGACCCCACGGGCCGCCUUCUACGACACCAACAACACCACAGCACCACGAAUGCCAACCAAGUGCGACAUGAUCGACCUGCUCAAGUCCAACAAGGUGCUGGACAACAUGGACGUCGUGAACCACCACCACCUCCUGCACGACCACAAGGACGACAACUUCGUGGCAAUGCAAACAGGCCAAGGAAGGCCGAGCCGGGCGCCCUCACAAAAGGACGAUGACCUGGAUGAAUCUCCGGAAACUCCAGGCGCUUCUUCCUCCACCGACCCCUUCACGACGGUGCCUUUUGGUGGCAUCCUUCCAGAGACUACACAGGGGAUGUACCUCAACCCCCUGACGGACGUGCAAGUGCUGCUCCGGCAACUACUCCAGAACUACGAAGCCAUGCCGCUGCGAGACCAACGACGCGCAUCCUACCGCAUCCAGGACAUUGUGGACCAAACGAAGCAGCAGCUAAGGAGCUCCGGGGAAGGACCCCAGGAUUCGAACUGGGCCCAGGCCCUGGCUGGCUUGAAAAACGCAUGCACCCAGGCAACCUUCCUGGACCUUGCCAUCGAAGAGAGAGGCUUGGCUCUGAUCCGAGAAGCCCUGGAAGCACUGCUGGUGACAGUUGACCGAACAGCGGCCUACCUCGACCACUACAUCGUCACUAUGAGCCCCACCAACAAUGUACCGGAACGGGGUGGAAUCGCCCGCGGAGCUCGAGAAUUACCACAACAAGCUGUUUUUAGGCGACUUCAAGAUCCUUCGCAACUACCUGCAGCCCCUGGUGCUCCCGCUCAAACCGAUCCAGCACGAGGGCAUUUACAUGACAGUACACAGGGGGACUCCACCCCCUCUCAAAUCUUGCGAGCGCAGCAAAUCCUCGAGAGGAUCAUGCCUUUUCUCGAGCAAGAAGUCGCCGCUCAACUGGCAGAGGCGCAUGGCCUUUUGUUUGCGUGGACAGCAGUACUAUGGGGCUCGCCGAUUUUCCUCCUGGAGAAUGCAGCUGUCAACGGCACCACGGAAGCGCGAGACCACUCUACCGGGGAGGCACCCCUUGGAAGCGGCAAUGCUGACUCGCCGUCCGAUGCACCGACUCAAGCCUUCAGGUCGAGAAGCCCAGCGCCUAGACCCAGAACGGAGAGGAGAACUACCAGACUGGCGAGCACAGGCGACGCAGGAUGCAUGCCCAGGAGUUUUCCAUGCACUGCAGCCACCUUGGCGUCCAAACAAGUCGGCAAGCGCCUGGGCAUACAGGGGGCACCCCCUACGUAG